GAAGCUCUAGAGAAGAAGCUUAAGGGCCAGAAGAAACAGCUGAGGAGGAGACAGCAAAAAGAUGGGGAGUGGAGUCAGUGCUGAGGACAAAGAACUGGCCAAGAGGUCCAAGGAGUUAGAAAAGAAGCUGCAGGAGGAUGCUGACAAGGAAGCCAAGACUGUCAAGCUGCUAUUGCUGGGUGCUGGUGAGUCAGGAAAGAGCACUAUCGUCAAACAGAUGAAGAUCAUCCAUCAGGAUGGCUAUUCACCAGAGGAGUGCCUGGAGUAUAAGGCCAUUAUCUAUGGGAAUGUGCUGCAGUCCAUUCUGGCUAUCAUCCGGGCCAUGUCCACACUGGGUAUUGACUAUGCUGAACCAAGCUGUGCGGAUUCUGGGCGACAGCUCAACAACCUGGCUGACUCUAUUGAGGAAGGCACCAUGCCUCCCGAGCUGGUGGAGGUCAUCGGGAAGUUGUGGAAGGAUGGUGGGGUGCAAGCCUGCUUCGACCGAGCUGCAGAGUACCAGCUCAAUGAUUCAGCAUCUUACUACCUGAACCAAUUAGACCGGAUUACAGCCCCUGACUACCUCCCUAAUGAGCAAGAUGUGCUUCGAUCCAGAGUCAAAACAACAGGCAUCAUUGAGACCAAGUUUUCUGUCAAAGACUUGAAUUUCAGGAUGUUUGACGUGGGAGGGCAAAGAUCAGAGAGAAAGAAGUGGAUACACUGCUUUGAGGGAGUCACUUGCAUCAUUUUCUGUGCAGCCCUCAGUGCCUAUGAUAUGGUGCUAGUGGAAGACGACGAAGUAAAUCGUAUGCAUGAGUCAUUGCACCUCUUCAACAGCAUAUGUAACCACAAGUUCUUUGCCGCCACUUCUAUUGUCCUCUUUCUCAACAAGAAGGACCUCUUUGAGGAAAAAAUCAAGAAAGUCCAUCUCAGCAUUUGUUUUCCAGAGUAUGAUGGAAACAACUCUUUUGAAGAUGCAGGGAAUUACAUCAAGAGUCAGUUCCUUGACCUCAACAUGCGAAAAGAUGUCAAAGAAAUCUACAGUCACAUGACCUGUGCUACAGACACACAGAAUGUCAAAUUUGUAUUUGAUGCAGUUACAGAUAUUAUCAUCAAAGAAAAUCUCAAGGACUGCGGGCUCUUCUAAUCCUCAUCACUCCUCUUGUAAACAUUCCAUAAACAGGCUUGGAAUCUGGCUAAUUUCAAGCAGAAAAAUCAUAGGUCAGCAUACCAUGGCAGAAGAAAGAUUCCAUUCUCCCUUAGAGAUGGACUUCUACAUGAUUGCAACUGUGUCCCAUACAUUCUUUUCAGAGUGGGAUAGCUAGUGCAGUUUAAAGAACACAAGGCCAGAAGUCAAAGACCCAGUAUAACUUACUAAAAGGUAUAAAUAUUUCAUUUCUCUGAGCCUUGAGUCACUCAUCUAUAAAUGAAGAUAACUUCUCUACUACUUCACAGGGUUACUCUAAUGAUCACAAACAUAAACUGAAGGGAAGGAACAUAAAAGCUGUGUGGUUAGAGUCACAGAAAGAAAUCCUAUAUAAAAGCAGCCAUUUAUGAAAUUCAAGACUAAGUUUUUAGAUGAACUAUCCUAAAGAAAGCAACAAACCUUCACGUUCUGCAAAAGAAAACAAUUAAAAACAAGACCUCAGUAAAUCUACCACUGUUUUUUACUAACAAACCUUAGCUCAGAGAUCUGAAUCACUGGAUAGGAGAUGUGAGUUUAUGUUAAUUUCUAAGGUACACAUCCAAAACUGAUCAUCUUUAUUAAGCAGACUAUCGCUUUGCCCCCACAAUUGCCAUAAAGACUGAGUUUCCUAAUUUAUCUCUGUAAGUAACUGUAUCAGGUAUAUAAGGCACUUUUUUUUUUAAGUAGGCUCCAUGCCAUGCAUGGAGCCCAGUGUGGGGCUUGAACUCAUGACCCUGAGAUCCAGACCUGAGCUGAGAUCAAGAGUCAGACACUUAACAGACUGAGCCACUCAGGUGCCCUUCAGAUAUAUGACACUUUCUGAAUAAACUUAAAGAUUUCAACACACUUUCACUUGGAGUAUUAAUGAUUUUAUUGCUACCACUUCUCAAUCACAGAAUUUUUUUUUUUUGUUAAGUGUAUUUAUUUAAGCAAUCUCUACACUUAACAUGGGACUCAAACUCACAACCCCGAGAUCGAGAGCUGCAUGCUCUACCAACUGAGCCAGCCAGAUACCCCUCAAUCACAAAAUUUAGAAUAAGCAAAGCUAAAAUUUGCAUUUUAACUGCUACAUGUUUCAGAACAAAAAAGGCAGCUGAUCUUGCUUUAGGCACUAAAAAUCUUUGCAGUUGAAUCCAUGGGAAGCCUGGCUGAAAACAACAUCUCCCCCAUACAGACAACAAGUAAAAAUUAUUUCUUUUAACUACUCUGAGGGGAAAAGAAGCUUCCAUUUAUCUUGACAGGAAGUGGUGAAGUCAAGUACAGAUUUAGCACUUACAACUACUAUGAGGAAACCUCGUGGCAUCCAAGAUUUAGUAUUUAAAAGAAAGUGUCAAUUAAAAUGAAAAUCUGUUCUUUGCCAGAAACGCACAUUCACACUUAGGCUGCUACUAGCAAUAUUGAUACUAGAGAGCCAUAUGAGCUUGAAAUACACUUAAGAACAAAUUUGCAGCUGUUAAAAUUGGAUUCAUUUAAUAGUCUUUGUGAUUCCAUGAAAAGAAAUCAACUUGAGAGAAUUACCAGAGAAAUAAGGGAAAGUACUCUGACUACUGCUCAUUAAAAAUCUUCACCAAAGAAAAAACCUGGGCAAGAUUUCAUGCAUCCAAGAGCUGUUCAGGGACUACAUUCUAAAUGGCAUAUUCCAAUUACCACUAACCUGCUUGUUUAACUCACUAUACAGGGGUUAUAAUUCUUUUUUUAUCAUGGAUCCCUCUAACAGUCUGACAAAACCUAUGGACCUCUUCUCAGAAUAUUUAAAAAUGCAUAAAAUAAAAUUCAGAGAAUUACAAGGGAAACCAACAUACAGGAAUACAGCUUUAUCUUUGGAGCCCGAAAGCCCCAGGUUAAGAAUCCUCACUAUAGCUAAGAUCUUGUCUGUUCAGGCCCCAAAACUAACGUAUCCACUUAUUCCAUCUUCUAAUAGGAUAACCCAACCUCCCCACAAAUUGUACCAGAUUGUUUGCUUUUUUCAUUAUCUUUUCCUUGAUCUUUGACUCCAGGCAGGACUUGGUGAUAGGCCAAAAUAUAAAAGCCCAUCCCAGGCUUCUUGGUUAUGGAUGUUCAUAUAGAACCAGCCUUACAAUCCUAGCACAAAAACAGUCAGCAAGUGGACCUGGUCUUCUGGCAUUCUACUCACUCUUUUAUUUUGUGCUUUUGUUUCAUUUUAAAUUUAUACUAUAGUGUCAAUCUUAUGCAUCAUCAGAAAUUCUUUUUUGUAACAAGGUAGGUUAAGAAGCAGUUCAACCCUAUUUUCAUGAACCAUAAUCUUAAUUCUUAGAAUGAUAAAACUCAAAGGAAUUUUAAAAUAGUUCAGACGCUGGACUAUUCACUAGCAAUUUAUAGGUAAGAAACUGAGGCCCACGGAGGUGGAAUGUCUUCAUCAAGAUCAAACUACUAGAGGGCAGCCCAGGUGGCUCAGCGGUUUAGUGCUGCCUUCAGCCCAGGGUGUGAUCCUGGAGUCCUGGGAUUGAGUCCCACAUCGGGCUCCCUGCAUGGAGCCUGC
Molecule: messenger RNA, 3665 nt
Organism: Canis lupus familiaris (dog)
Lineage: Eukaryota; Metazoa; Chordata; Mammalia; Carnivora; Canidae
Gene: GNAT2
Product: G protein subunit alpha transducin 2
Exons: 8
Coding region: 62-1126 (354 amino acids)
Biological process (GO): detection of chemical stimulus involved in sensory perception of bitter taste; adenylate cyclase-modulating G protein-coupled receptor signaling pathway
Cellular component (GO): heterotrimeric G-protein complex; photoreceptor outer segment; photoreceptor inner segment
Molecular function (GO): GTPase activity; G protein-coupled receptor binding; G-protein beta/gamma-subunit complex binding
Source: RefSeq, a predicted model, not a curated record